Messenger RNA from Fusarium graminearum PH-1, 516 nucleotides. RefSeq lists its product as uncharacterized. NCBI's taxonomy places the organism in Eukaryota, Fungi, Ascomycota, Sordariomycetes, Hypocreales, Nectriaceae. The transcript has 3 exons. The coding region runs from base 101 to 454 and encodes 117 amino acids. The record is from RefSeq and is a predicted model, not a curated record.
GCCGAACAAGAAGAGAAGUAACAAAAGUCCUACUGAUGCAGUCGUCUGCAAUGACAGCGAUCAAAAUAACCAGCCUUUCGAUCAUCCACUAAAAGUCACAAUGAGUCCCAAAGGUCCUUAUCGUCUCAUGACUGUCAACACAGCACCAGAACGGGCGAAGCGCGUCAUUGGCGCUAUGGUCGAGAACCUCAAAGAAAGCUACACAAUUGAUUAUGUCGUCAAUUCAGAAAGAAUUGAAGAUGUUCACGCUCUGGUGGAGGAGUACCGUCCCGAUGUCUUGUUUACGGCUUCGAUGUGGACUGAAGAACAGAGCAGGGAAGUGGAGGAAACGGCAAGAAAGAUUGUUCCUGAAAUCAAGUUUCAUGCAAUUCCAUAUGGUCUCCAGGUGGCGAAAGGUCCCGACGCUAUUGUUGAAUAUCUCACUGAGAAGGUACCAGCGUUGCUGGAAGCUUGAAUGAAUAGAUCUAGAUGGACGGACAUCAGAGUAUCACGAUAAUUGGCAGAUAGAAACAUAGG